AGAGGAGGUAUAGAUAUGUUAAAGUCGGUGAAACCUACGCAUCCCAAGUGGAGGACUCGUGCCAAGUAGAGAAGAUGUUUCUUACUUCGUGGCCAGUAAAUAACGAUGACCCAAAUAUCUCCUGUACGGACGUUCACCAUGAAUUAGCAUAUGGUUUUGAGAUUUCGUGGCUCCGAGGUAUUUGUAAAAGUUCUUGCAGAGGAGAUAUCUAUUCUUGCUACCUCGAUGACGCGAACCAUCUUCAAUGCGACGUCACAAAUAUUUUUGACCUUGCAGGAUUGGGUUACUCACUACUUACUUUGCUCGCGGCAGGAUGGUGUGUAAGUCUAUAUAAUUUAUUCACAGCAGGAAGGCAGACUCUUGGGCGCCCAUUUAAAAAUGAUUUAUAUAUAGAUUAUAGUUACUUAUCUCUAAACAUCGUAUUAAUACACGUUGCAGCAAAAAUGUUCUUGGGAGCUCCAUGUGUGGUUGCCUUUUUGACAUAUAAGUGCCGUAGGAGGCAUUUAUCAAUGUAUAAUGUUGUUGAAGAAUUUCUGCAAAGUCAAAAUAACCUCAUGUCAAUAAGGUACUCUUACCCAGAAAUUAGGAAGAUCACCAAAGGUUUCAUGGAGAAAUUGGGAGAAGGAGGCUAUGGCUCUGUAUUUAAAGGAAAGCUUCAAAGUGGCCAACUUGUAGCUAUAAAGGUGUUGGGUAUGUCCAAAGCCAAUGGCCAAGACUUUAUCAGUGAAGUUGCGACCAUUGGCAGGAUUCACCACGCUAAUGUAGUUCAACUCAUUGGCUUUUGUGCUGAGGGACCAAGGCGCGCCCUUAUAUAUGAAUUCAUGCCUAAUGGUUCUCUUGACAAAUACAUUUUUUCUCAAGAUGGAAGUAUCUCUUUAAGUAUUGAGAAAACAUACAAGAUUUCUCUUGGAGUGGCUCGUGGGAUUGAAUAUCUACAUCGAGGAUGUGACAUGCAAAUUCUGCAUUUUGAUAUCAAGCCUCAUAACAUUCUUCUUGAUGAGAACUUCACCCCAAAAGUUUCUGAUUUCGGGCUUGCAAAACUUUAUCCUGUAGAUGAUAGCAUAGUGGCUUUAACUGCUGCAAGAGGAACAUUAGGAUAUAUAGCUCCAGAGUUGUUCUAUAAAAACAUUGGAGGUGUCUCCUAUAAAGCUGAUGUUUAUAGUUUCGGCAUGUUAUUGUUGGAAAUGGCGAAUAGAAGAAAGAACUUUAAUGAAUUUGCAGACCAUUCAAGCCAAAUUUACUUUCCAACUUGGGUUUACGAACAAGUUAGCAAAGGAAAUGAGAUAGUAAUGGAAGAUGCCACAGCGGAGGAGAAAAAAACAAUUAAGAAGAUGAUUUUGGUUGCAUUAUGGUGCAUACAAAUGAAGCCUAGUGAUCGUCCUUCAAUGAACAAAGUUGUAAAAAUGCUUGAAGGAGAAGAAUGCUUACAAAUACCUUCCAAACCUAUCUUAUUAUCACUAGAGGAUGUAAGAGAUAACUUAAAUCCAACUUGCUCAUCAAUUCAAUCAGGAGAAUCAAGUCAAUCAGCUCAAUUUCAAAUGCAAACAAUGUGAUUUGUUGGUUGAUUUACAUAGAAACUAGUGAAAGGUAUUUUAGGUGUUGCUAAUUGCA
Quercus robur (English oak) is the source of this 1611-nucleotide messenger RNA. RefSeq names its product rust resistance kinase Lr10-like. Gene Ontology annotation, molecular function: protein kinase activity; ATP binding. Bases 75 to 1553 code for a protein of 492 amino acids. The record is from RefSeq and is a predicted model, not a curated record. Gene Ontology annotation, biological process: protein phosphorylation. NCBI's taxonomy places the organism in Eukaryota, Viridiplantae, Streptophyta, Magnoliopsida, Fagales, Fagaceae. The transcript has 6 exons.